Messenger RNA from Gossypium raimondii (Peruvian cotton), 1257 nucleotides. RefSeq names its product myb family transcription factor PHL8. The coding region runs from base 1 to 1041 and encodes 346 amino acids. The transcript is spliced from 6 exons. NCBI's taxonomy places the organism in Eukaryota, Viridiplantae, Streptophyta, Magnoliopsida, Malvales, Malvaceae. Gene Ontology annotation, molecular function: DNA binding; DNA-binding transcription factor activity. The record is from RefSeq and is a predicted model, not a curated record.
AUGUCUCUCUUACACAACAACAUCAAAAACAUGGGUCAUCAAAACAUGAACUUGGUUCUGUCAACUGAUACAAAGCCUAGGUUAAAGUGGACUCCUCAACUUCAUCAAAGAUUUGUUGAAGCUGUCAAUCAACUUGGAGGGGCAGACAAAGCAACACCUAAGAGUCUGAUGAGGAUCAUGGGAAUUUCUGGACUCACUUUGUAUCAUCUUAAAAGCCAUUUACAGAAAUACAGGCUGGGGAAAUUCCAACAGACAGAAAUCUGCCAUAGCAAUAAACUUGAUGACUAUAAAGAGAUUCGGAGCAAUAAUGGGAAUUUUAGUGAUGGAACUCACAACCAGAUGAAUGAAAGCUUGCAGAUUGCUCAGGCUCUCCAAAUGCAGAUGGAGGUACAGAGAAAGCUUCAUGAACAGAUUAUGGUUCAGAGACAUUUGCAGCUAAGAAUCGAAGCUCAAGGAAAGUACUUACAGUUGGUAUUAAAGAAAGCCCAAGAAACACUGGUUGGGUAUAGCUCCUCUUCUGUUGGUGUAGGACUCGCUAAAGCUGAACUCUCUCGACUAGGCUCAAUGGUUAACACCGGCUGCACGAGUUCUUUGUUUUCAGAAUUGACCAAAAUAGGAGAUUCAAACUUAAAAGAGAUAGAAAGAAGUCCCAUAAGAGGUACUAUGAGUUCCAUGGAGAGCUCAUUGACAGCAUCAGAGAGCUGUAGGAGAAAAGAUGUGGAGCCACCACAAGAUGAGAAUAUUUGUACCCAGAAAUCUAGUACUUCUGCUGAGCUUUCUUUAAUGGACGUUCACACAGAAAAGAAGCCAUUGAUUAGUGGUUCAAGCAAUCAAGCUAAUGGAAAGAAAAGAAGUGGAAGUGACUUUUCUGAUGGUAUAUUGGUUGAGCAGCCACUAGCUAAAAGACUAGAGUUUCCUGGGGAGGAAACUGGUUAUCGUUUGAGAAAAUCUGGAUUGUUGAGGUCAUUUGAUCUCAACAGCCAACGCCACAAUGACACUGAAUCAGCUUCAAAAGCAGUAGACUUGAAUUGCAGAGAAUAGAUCCGCUCAAUGGGCUUAGUUUGUAAUUUCUAUGCUACAUGAUUGUUACUUUGUUAGUAACAUAGUGCAAGUAGCGAGCAUGAUUGUUUAGAAUCCAAUCUUUUGUUCAUAAACUAUGUAUAUUGUUAUAUGUAUCAUAUUUUUUUCUGAAGAAGUUAUAUGUAUAUGUAUCAUCUUAAACACAAAUUUCUUGUGAUCAAGAUCAUAUUUUAAUCA